AUGGUCCGCAAGCUCCGAGUCGCCGCCGCUCAAGUCGGCCGCAUCGACCGCGGCGCACCUCGCGCCGACAUCAUCGCUCGACUCGUCGCCCUCCUCGAGCAGGCCGCCGCUCAGCGAGUCAAGCUGGCCGUCUUCCCCGAAACCACCUUCUCGACCUUCUUCCCGCGCUACUUCAUCGAGGACGACGCCGAGCUGUCGUCCUACUUCGAGAAGGAGCCGGCCGAGGGCAUCGCACACUGCGAGUCGGUCAAGGCCUUCUUCGACCGGGCAAAGGAGCUGGGCGUCGACGUCGCGAUCGGGUACGGCGAGGAGACGGCCGACGGCCAGCGCUUCAACUCGGCAUCGUACGUCGACUCGAGCGGUCGAACGGCGGGCAAGUACCGCAAGAUCCACCUGCCCGGUACCGUCGAGCCGUUCAGCAAGGAGCCAGGCGUCACGAACCAGCUCGAGAAGCGCUACUUCACGCCGGGCGACCUCGGCUUCAACGCGUUCCGGGCCCCGUCGCUCAAGCAGGCGUGCGGCGGCGCCAAGUCGCCCAUUGUCGGCCAGCUCAUCUGCAACGACCGGCGGUGGGCCGAGGGCUGGCGAGUGCUCGGCUUGCAGGGCGUCGAGAUCGUCUGCAUCGGGUACAACACGACGGCCUGGGCGCCGCAGCUGUGGGGGGUCGACCCGGCGUCGAUGAGCCGCGACGAGGCGUACGCCGACGCCAUGUUCCACCACAAGCUCGUGUGUCAGUCAAACGCCUACACCAACUCGACCUUCCUCAUCACCUCGGCACGCUGCGGCGUCGACGACGGCGUGCACCCGCUCAUCUCGGGCUCAAUGAUCGUCGACCCCGAGGGCCACAUCGUCGCCGAGAACCAGACCGAGGACGACGAGCUCGUUGUCGCCGACAUCGACCUCGACGCGUGCCAGCAGGGCAAGACCAAGACGUUCGCGUUCGCCAAGCACCGUCGCGUCGAGAUGUACGGGCGCAUCUGCAGCCAGACGGGCGUCGUCGAGCCUGAGGAGCCCGCAGCAUGAGCAGCUCGAGCGACCUGGAACGAGCACUUUUUUGCGGCCGAGCCGCUCAACUCGCCUGCG
Rhodotorula graminis WP1 is the source of this 1083-nucleotide messenger RNA. RefSeq lists its product as uncharacterized. Lineage: Eukaryota; Fungi; Basidiomycota; Microbotryomycetes; Sporidiobolales; Sporidiobolaceae. Bases 1 to 1023 code for a protein of 340 amino acids. The record is from RefSeq and is a predicted model, not a curated record. The transcript has 3 exons. Gene Ontology annotation, molecular function: hydrolase activity, acting on carbon-nitrogen (but not peptide) bonds, in linear amides.